Molecule: messenger RNA, 5459 nt
Organism: Myxocyprinus asiaticus (Chinese sucker)
Lineage: Eukaryota; Metazoa; Chordata; Actinopteri; Cypriniformes; Catostomidae
Product: homeobox-containing protein 1-like
Exons: 10
Coding region: 150-1526 (458 amino acids)
Biological process (GO): positive regulation of DNA-templated transcription
Cellular component (GO): nucleus
Molecular function (GO): double-stranded telomeric DNA binding
Source: RefSeq, a predicted model, not a curated record
GUGACGUCAGCGCGGCUGCUGUCAGUCAGACAAAGACAGUCAGGGCGAGUCUUUCUCACAACAUCACACCAAAUAUCAUCUUUAUCACCUGACAGAGCGCAUUAAAUGAUCGGCUGCGCUCAGAUAUUGUGCAUUUUCCUCAUUCCAGAAUGUCUCACUACACCGAUGAGCCUCGUUUCACCAUCGAGCAGAUCGAUCUUCUCCAGAGACUGCGGCGUACUGGUAUGACCAAAGCCGAGAUCCUGCAUGCCCUGGACACCCUGGAGCGCCUUGACCGUGAGCAUGGUGACAAAUUCGGCCGGCGUGGCCCGUCGGACUCUAGCGCCGCCAACAGUACCACCUCCAGUACUACACCCACCUCAAAUAACCCUAACAAAGCCAGCACGGCGACACAGACGCAGUUCCACGCUAACUUAUCGCCAUCUCCUAGCAACAGUUAUGCCACUUCCCCGCCCACGAUCUUACCCUCGCCGGUCUCUCUGGUCGCCAUGGUGCAGAAUGGGCGGGACACUUUGGCAGCGAUGCCCAAUGGGAAGCUGUCUCCGAACCGUUACCCGAUGAAUAGCGCAGCGGUCGUGAGAUCGUACGGACUGGAGGGAUCAGAAGAUGACCUGGAUGUAGACGACAAAGUGGAGGAGCUUAUGAGGCGGGACAGUACUCUGGUGAAGGAGGAAAUCAAGGCUUUCCUGGGCAACAGACGCAUCUCACAGGCCGUAGUGGCUCAGGUCACAGGUAUCAGUCAGAGCCGAAUCUCUCAUUGGCUUCUCCAGCAGGGUUCAGAUCUCAGUGAACAGAAGAAACGAGCUUUUUACCGCUGGUACCAGCUCGAGAAGGCCACGCCUGGUGCCACAUUAAACAUGCGGGCCACCCCUAUAUCUUUGGAUGAGUUGGAGUGGCGUCAAACCCCACCCCCUAUAUGCUCCACCCCCGGCAGCUUCCGUCUACGCAGAGGCAGUCGAUUCACCUGGAGGAAGGAAUGUCUCGCUGUGAUGGAGAGUUAUUUUAGUGAUAAUCAAUAUCCAGAUGAAGCCAAACGAGAGGAGAUCGCCAACGCCUGCAAUGCCGUCAUUCAAAAACCAGGAAAGAAGUUGUCUGACUUGGAGAGAGUCACGUCCUUAAAAGUGUACAACUGGUUUGCCAACCGACGCAAAGAGAUCAAGAGGCGAGCCAAUAUUGGGUCUUUUUUCCAAGAAGCCACAAUUUUGGAGAAUCACGGAAUAGAUGUGCAGAGUCCUGGAGGACACUCCAACAGUGACGACGUCGACGCUAAUGAUUACAACGAGCAGGGUUGUGAUGUUUCCUAUUUUGAAAAGAGAGGUGUGAACAGACCCUUUGGUUACUACCGACUAGAACCCACCUCACCGACACAGUUUCCCUUCAAGGAUGACGGUGCCAAUCACGCAGACCACCAAGACCCCAUCUCUCUCGCUGUGGAGAUGGCAGCUGUCAAUCACAGCAUCCUCGCCCUGUCCCGCCCAGGAGGUGUGGCCAGUGAGAUCAAAACAGAGGCACUGGACGAUGACUGAGGGAGAUGAAGAGGAUAGGGGUGUGUGAGUGUGUUUGCAGUGGUGUGUAUUGGGCCAGAGGUGUACAGUCUCGAUGACCAAAACAACGCUCUGUCUCAAGCUUUUUGAAUGGAAUAUCACCCGCAAACUACACUCCUGCUGAACCACUAAACGUAAAAGCCAGAGUCACAUUACACAUGCUCUUUACAAGAACGUCUUUAAGUCUCUCCGAAAACCUUGCAGAACUCAGAAGCUGACCUGAACCUCGUACCUCAUUCCAGUUCAGUAACUUGUAUAAUGUUUUAUGUGCUUCCUGUCUGUGUGCUUCAGUAAACAUAUUCAUUGUUCUCAGGCUGUAGCCGUAUUUUAGGAAACAGGUGAGGCUAAUAUCGAGAUUUUCAUAUGUUAAAGUUGUAGUUUGUUGCUCUGGAAUCCAUAAUGGAGCGACACAUCUCAGAACUUUCAUUUUCACAACAAAUGUUCUCGGUGCCUGGUUUGAAGUUUCCAUUUUCUCUUAGAAGUCUUUUUAUCAAACUGCAGUUGGUGGCUAAAUCAAAGGAACCUGUCAAGAACAUGACUGAGUCACAUUACCCCACUAAAUCAAAAGAAACGUGAAAUUAUAUUUUGCACAAAGAAUUUCUAGAUUUUUUUGGAUCACAGCAUUACUUUUUUGACAAUUAAGCACAUUUUCCCUGACCAACCUCUUACUGUAAUGUUCAAAACUUUCAUUAUGGGGGGGGUGCUUAAGGCUGUGUUCACAGAAGCAAAAAAAAAUCCAACUUUUUUGGCCUAUACGACUCGAGAUGCAGUAAGGUGUGGUAACACAAUGGCUGUGAGCCAGCACAACGCGAUAAGGUAUUUGUGACGAAGAGGAGGGCGGAAUCGGGCUAAUCAGCCGGGAGGGGGAUAAAGACGAGCCGGAGGCGCCAGUUCGAGAGAGAGAGAGACGCACACUGCCACGCUGCAUGUGUGUCUGUUUGUUUGUUUUAUGUUGUUUUAAGUUCAUUUAACCUUUAUGUUGACUGUUCAGCUGGUUCCCGCCUCCUCCUCGCUCAUCCUUAUACUGUUACAGUAUUGAAUAUCUCACACGAAUACGGGACGCUUGAGCAUUUUGAGUAUUUCAACACAGGACAGGGGUCCCCUUUAAGAUUCUCACUGUUUGACACUUUUAUGCUUCAAUACUAGACACAAAGCCUUCAAUAAGGGACAUUUUGCUGCCCGCUAAAAUACAGGACAAUAGACGUCCCCUAUGAGACGUCAUAAUUAUGGCCAAGAAAUGGGACGUCCUAGCUAAAACUAAACGGGUGUAAACUCUAACAUCAACAAACUUUGCAUAUGGCACCUCUCCUGUUUUUAAGCCGUUGUCCGUGAUGAACGUGUUCAUAUUUGGAUAAUGCCCUCAUGAAAAACAUAAAACAUAAAUUGCUAAACACUGACAAAUGAACAUACGCAAGUUUGCAUCAUUACUAAAUCAAUGAAUGUGUACAUGCUAGCGAACACAACUGCAGUCUGCACAGAAAAAAAAUCUGAUCUGUCCUCAUAUAACUUGGAGUUAGAACAGUCAGUCUUAAAAAGAUCAGAUUCAAGAGAAAAUCAGAUUUUUCCUGCUGUGAACAAAGCCUAAUUGUCAUGAAAAUAAUGUCACAAAGCACAUAAUCUACAUACAAAAUAGAUAAUGCAAUAUACUGUGUAUAUAUACACACCAAUCAGCCACAACCUGCCUAAUAUUGUGUUAUUCUAUUUCUGUAACUGCUGAUCUCCUGGGAUUUUCACACACAACAGUCUCUAGAAUUUACUCCGAAUGGUGCCAAAAAUAAAAAUCAUCCAGUGAGUGGCAGUUCUGUGGACGGAAACACCUUGUUGAUGAGAGAGGUCAACAGAGAAUGGCCAGACUGGUUCGAACUGACAAAGUCUACGGUAACUCAGAUAACCACUCUGUACAAUUGUGGUGAGAAGAACAUCAUCUCUGAAUGCUAUUCUGAGAUGCGGGUUGGUGCUGUUUUGGUGGCAUGAGGGGGACCUACACAAUAUUAUUCAGGUGCUUUUAACAUUGUGGCUGAUCGGUGUGUAUAUAUAUAUAUAUAUAUAUAGGGUUGCCAAUCGAUUAAAAUCACAUAUCAAUAUAUGCAGAGAAAACACCCAAAUAUAUAAUAAAUAUAAUAAUUAGAAUAUACAUUACAUUAUUGUGGCAGACAAGUAAAGCUUUGAUAAAACAAUACAAAAAGUUGCUUUAGAAGGCAAUAUAUUGCUUAUUUCCAUAUUAUUGAACAUAAGCCUAUCAUUGGUCUACAGUCCACAGCAAUCCAUUUUCCAACUGUAUUCGUCAAUCUGUCUUUGACGAUGUGUUUUUCUAAAGACGUGUCUAUGUGCAUGUGUCAAGAUGGAUGCUUUUGGAGUCGCUGUAUUUGAACGCAACAGCGCAUCCUCAUCUUGAGCUGCCUGCUGUGGUUGGUUGCCUGUACAGCUGGAGUUGCGCUUACUGCCCCCUGCUGACUCAGACGAAUAAAAACAUGAAGUGGUAUCAACUAGUAAAUAGCUUGAAUUGCUCCAAUGGUAGGAAAAUUCCUUUAUGUGGUCAGAGGGCAUGAUUAAUUGCAUUACAUUUUUAAGAAUUUGAAAUGAGAGUCCUAGUAAAUAUAUUAAUAUUUAAAUAUAAUAUUUUUUAAAAUUUUGGGGUGCAAUGUGUCUCGGACGUGUUUAAAUGAGAUUCACUCAAUUAAAGCAUACUCUGAUUUGAAAUGGGAUUCAUGAACAAAGGGGGAAACUGAAUUAUAAUGUUUUACGUAAAGCUUGAAAGACGUGGUUUUAUAACAGCCAAAGUGUGUAAAGUUAUCCCAUGCAAAAGCUAAAGUCUCCUGGACUCUAAAUUAACCCGCAGUGAUAGACUUCCAAUUCGUAAAUAGCUAGUUUCCUUUUUAUUUAAAAAAAAUCUUAAAUGACCAGAGUUACCCAAAGUUAAAUUAUGUAAAUGUUAUUCUUAUGUUUCUAUUUAUUUAACUUUUGCAUUUUUUUAUUCAGACAUUUGCAUGCAACAUCUCAGUCAAGACCUAAGGACCUGUUCUCGUACAGUUGUUUUAAGCUGUGACAUCAGCGCGAAAUAUCAUUCCUCAGAGAUUUUAGCUCCAGAUGGCAGCGGUCAGAAUUAACACAGAGUAAACGUGCAAGCUCACUGUUGUUUUUUUCCAACCAGGGCAUCAGAACUCUGUGUCCAUAUGAUGCUUUUUUAAUUAUUAUUGUGAAAAAGUUACAAUUGCACAGUGUUAAUUGUUAAAGAGAGACUGACAAAGAUUUCCUUUCUGCUGCUACAUUGCUUCGAGAGCAUCUUAACUCUCAUCUGACAUAAGCUUGUUUCCAAAAUGUAGCUCAUUUUAUUGUAAAAAGGUUCUUGGAAACCUUUAUUCACUCAAUGAUUUUAUGUGUCCUUCCUCUAUUUUCCUGUGUACAAAUGUUCAAUUGAUAUUUAUGUAAUGACAUUUGUCUUUUUUUUUUAUUCAAUCGUUUUGCUGUUUUUGUUCAGAGCAGUCUCCUGAAGUGUGUCUGAUUUAUAUACAUUUGUGAAAACAAAGCACCCCCUUCACUCUAUUUUAUUGGAGCCUCUUAAAGGGAUAGUUCACCCCCAAAUUAACUGAACCGGGUUUUAAUUGUCUUACAAGUGUAUUUUAGUUUGUACAAAGUAAAGUGGAAAACAAGCAUGCAAUAAAUAAGGAAGGAACUAAAGGAAAUUAUUUGUAUUUUGUAGCCUCUCUACUAGAAAGAAUGUGCCAAACGACAGUAUCUCUUCAAGUAUUAAUCUCAAAGAGACAUAUUAUACUUAGAAUGACUCGUUACCUUGUCUUAAGUGUUUAUAUCCAGACCAACGGACGUUUUUAUUCUGUGAACCCAUAUCUUAAAGGGGGUGCAUUUUCUUAUGUCUAUACACAAAAAUCUCUUGGCUUAUAAAAGCAACUGUAUAAA